ACUUUUAGGUAAUAUGACAUCAAGUUUACCGACUCUACAAAAUCUCAUCCGCAGAGAUGCUGAAUCGUAUAAAGACGAUUUUGCAGUUCAGUAUGAGUACCUCAAAUCAAAGAUCACCCUCUUUUUUGUGUCACCAUCAUCUGAGCUCAAUGAUGAAAUAUCAGAGCUGAUCAUGUUUGUUUCACACUGUUUGAAAUGUUACCCCAUCUAUCACGAGGAGUUUCCCAAGAUGUUGGAGGACCUUAUCAGGAAACAUAACAGUAUCCUGCCUUCUGAGUUAAGAUUGGUCAUUUGCAAAUCUCUGAUUAUACUGAGAAACAGAGAUUUAUACCAACCUGUGCAAUUGAUGAAACUAUUCUUUGAACUUUUGGGUUGUCCAGAUAAAAUACUGCGUGAAAUGUUGAAACUCCAUAUUAUAACAGAUAUACGAAAUAUCAAUCUUAAGAACAGUAAUAAUAAGAUGAAUAGAGCAAUCCAGGCUUUCAUUCAUACUAUGUUGUUUAAAGCCUCUCCAGUCGCUGCUAAAAUCGCAAUCCAAAUAAUGAUUGAGCUCUACAAAAAACAUGUUUGGAAUGACGCCAAAACAGUCAACAUAAUUGCAGAUGGGUGUCUUUCGACCAACAACAAGAUAAUGGUUGCAGCUCUCUCCUUUUUCCUGUCAAAUGACCCUAAGAACAACGAAGACGACGGUAAUUCUUCAGAGGAGGAGAACAAGAAAGAGAAGUCUAAGAAAAUCAGCACUAUGGUCCGAGCUGCUGGGAUAACAAAGAAGGCUAAAAAUAAGAUGAAGAAGCUUGAAAGGGCACGUUUAAUUCUUAGAAAGGAAGUUAAAAAGAAGAGAGCACCAGAGGGAUCAUUCCUAGCUAUUCAUCUUCUUAAUGAUGCUCAGACGUUUUCCGAGAAACUCUACAAAGAGCUAGGGCGUCUAAACGACAAGUUCGAGAUAAAGCUGAUGGUGAUGCAGCUUAUAGCUAGAGUUGUGGGAAUCCAUCAACUUUUCUUGUUCAACUUCUACCCCUAUCUACAGAAGUAUCUGAGUCACUCCCAAGUGCACUGCACUAAGAUCCUGGCUGCUGCUGCCCAAGCUUCUCAUGCAUUGUGCCCCCCUGAUGUCAUCGAGCCGCUCUUAAAACACAUAGCUAAUACUUUCAUAUCAGACCAUCAGACAAACGAGGUGAUGGCAGUGGGGAUAAACUCAGUCAGGGAGAUAUGUUUCAGAUGUCCUCUUGCUAUGGAGAAGGACUUACUUCAGGAUUUAGCUCAAUACAAGAAGCACACGGAUAAGGGUGUCAGUAUGGCUGCAAGAUCUCUUAUCUCACUUUUCAGGACCAUCAACAGAACAAUGCUUACUAAAGUUGAUCAGGGUAAGCCCGGAGAGAACUGGGUAGAAGAUGGACCAUCAAACUAUGGAGCCUCUAAAGCCCUCGAGGCUAUUCCUGGAAUUGAGUUCCUCAACUCCUCGUCCGACGAAGAAGGAGAAGAAGAAGAAGGAGAAGAAACCGCAGAACCUGGAGAAAAACGGAAACGUCUCUCCUCCACCUCCUCCAACAAUGCCAAGAAGAGGCGGCGAACUGCUUCAGAGAAUAAUGGUGUUGCUCGCAAGCGUCAACGUACAAACUCUUCCUCUCGAGGACGAAGAAACUCUACCUCUAGGGGCAGAACUCUCUCUGAAACUUCUAUAACCAGUAGCAAGAUAAAGAGAACAGCUCAAGAAUGGAUGACAGAGAAGAUCCUGACAGACGAGGAUUACCAGAGAAUAGAGGAGAAGAGAUUAGCUUGGCUGAUGCAAGGUAAACAACCUGCGAAAAGGAAAACGACAGGCUUCUCCAGAACGAGCUGAAGACGGAGAAAUCUUGAAUCCCUCCAACAUCGAACACAUCAACAAACACAUGAAGCAAACCAAGGAAGAGCGACUUCAACAGGUUAGAGAAGGUAGACCUGACAAGAAGAAGUUUGGAGUGAAGAAAGCGAAGAUGGAUGAACACGCUAGUACCACCAAUGCUGAUAAGAGGAAGAUGAAGCCGUUUAUGAUGGUGGUUCAUAAGAGGAGUGUUAGGGAGAGGACCAGGAAAGGUUUUGCUGAGAAACAGAGGGAUUUGAGGAAAAAAGCUGCUGAGGGCUGGACGGUAUAAUCACUAAAAAAAUGUUAACAUUUUUAGUGAUUUGAAGUUUCUGUGUGUAGGUUUAGUACUUAAAGUAUACUGACUAAGUUAAGUUAUCAAUGAUCGGGAUUCUGUUUUGAAUGUAAUUUUAUCUUUUACUUUAACUUAUUCAAACUUUUAUCAAGUUAACAA
Molecule: messenger RNA, 2294 nt
Organism: Bolinopsis microptera
Lineage: Eukaryota; Metazoa; Ctenophora; Tentaculata; Lobata; Bolinopsidae
Product: protein SDA1 homolog
Exons: 11
Coding region: 14-1840 (608 amino acids)
Biological process (GO): ribosomal large subunit biogenesis; ribosomal large subunit export from nucleus
Cellular component (GO): nucleolus
Source: RefSeq, a predicted model, not a curated record